Molecule: messenger RNA, 1626 nt
Organism: Hippocampus comes (tiger tail seahorse)
Lineage: Eukaryota; Metazoa; Chordata; Actinopteri; Syngnathiformes; Syngnathidae
Gene: fgb
Product: fibrinogen beta chain
Exons: 13
Coding region: 76-1578 (500 amino acids)
Biological process (GO): fibrinolysis; platelet activation; platelet aggregation
Cellular component (GO): fibrinogen complex
Molecular function (GO): protein-macromolecule adaptor activity; extracellular matrix structural constituent; signaling receptor binding
Source: RefSeq, a predicted model, not a curated record
AAUAGGAGCAAAGGGUGGAGCGGGUGAGCAUAAAAGCGGUCUUUGAGAGCCGCCGGACACAAGAGCAAAGCCGAAAUGAAGACGACGCGCACGUUGCUGCUGCUGGUCCUUUGCGUGAGUGGGGCCGCCUCACAGGGCAACCUGGACUACGACGAAUACGACACGGACACAAAGAUCCCGUCCAAGGCCAAGACCAACGCGACGGACGAAUCGGCACCCGAUGCCCGCGGCCACCGCCCACUGACUGGGGGCCGGGACUCCUACACUCGCAACCGCUAUACGCCGCCUCCCAUUGGUGGUGGCAGCAGGUAUCAAGGACGUCCGACCACCACGUCCAGAGGACAGGAGGUGGAGGAGGAGAAGAAGGUGCACCCCGAGGCGGGCGGAUGUUCGUACGGUGCCGGAGAAUUGGGUGUGUUGUGUCCCACCGGCUGCGAGCUGAAGACCGCGCUGCUCAAGCAGGAGAAGAGCGUCGCGACAAGCAUCAACGACUUGAGGCCUCUGGUGGACGAGCUGUCGCGCUCGUCCAACGUGGUCUAUAACUUUGCCAACGAGAUGUCCUCCUCGCUGACCGAGCGCCAGCGAAUCAUCGGAGACAACGGGCGGGUGGUCAAUCAGUUCACCAGUCAGGUGGAGGAACAGCACGCCUUCAUCAAGGAGACAGUCGACACAGUGUUCCCCUCCACCAUUCGUGUCCUGCAGGGCGUCGUGGACAAGCUCCGUCUGAAGAUCGAGAAGCUGGAGAAGGCCAUCAAGGCGCAGAAGGAGGGGUGCAAGGAUCCAUGCCAGACCAAAUGCCCCAUCCCCGUGGUGACCGGAAAGGAGUGCGAGGACAUCUACCGCCGUGGCGGGAAAGACUCACAGAUGUACAUGAUCCAACCGGAUCCCUUGGCGUCCCCGUACAAAGUCUUCUGUGACCAAAGCUCUAACAAUGGAGGAUGGCUCCUCAUCCAGAACCGACUGGAUGGCAGCGUGGACUUUGGCCGACGCUGGGACGAUUACCGGCGUGGUUUUGGGAACAUCGCGCUGGAUGUGGGCAAGGGUUACUGUGAGAGACCAGGCGAAUACUGGCUAGGCAACGAGCGCAUUAGUCAGCUGACCAAGAUGGGCCCGACAGAGCUUCUCUUCGAGAUGCAGGACUGGACGGGCGCCAAGGUCCACGGCCUGUACCGCCAGUUCACCAUGCAGUCGGAGUCGUCCAACUACAUGCUGUCGGUGAAUGAAUACUCGGGCAAUGCCGGGAACUGUCUCUUGGACGGCGCUCUGGAGCUGUUUGGGGAAAAUCGCACAAUGACCAAACACCAUGGCGCCAAGUUCAGCACCUACGACAGAGACAAUGACAACUGGAACCCUGGCGACCCCACCAAGCAGUGCGCCAGAGAGGAUGGCGGCGGGUGGUGGUACAACCGCUGCCACUCGGCCAAUCCCAACGGCCGGUACUACAUCGGCGGAGCCUACACCAAGCAGAUGGCCAAGCACGGCACAGACGACGGCAUCGUGUGGAUGAACUGGAAGGGUAGCUGGUACUCGCUCAAGGCCAUCAGUAUGAAGAUACGGCCCGUCUUCGCCUCCAGAUAACCAACAAUAACAACAAAGACACUGUGAAUAAACGUCACACUUACUUGA